This is a messenger RNA of Necator americanus (New World hookworm), 1389 nucleotides long. RefSeq lists its product as uncharacterized. The transcript has 2 exons. Bases 1 to 1389 code for a protein of 462 amino acids. Lineage: Eukaryota; Metazoa; Nematoda; Chromadorea; Rhabditida; Ancylostomatidae. The record is from RefSeq and is a predicted model, not a curated record.
AUGGAGAAAAUCAUCUACGACUUCUACUCUGAUCUCUUCGACAGCCAUGUCCACUUGCCUCCUCACCAUCUGAGGGAAGAUGGACAAGUCAUUCCAGAGAAUAAGGCGAGAACAUCUGAUGAACCUUCCGCCAGUACUCAUCAACACCAGUGGAAGACCAGCAAGACCGUAUUGUUGUAUAAAAAGGGAGAUCCACAUGACAUCGGCAACUAUCGUCCAAUCUGCUUACUGUCCGUCAUCUACAAGCUCUUUACAAGAGUGAUCCUUAAUAGGAUUGAAAAAGUCUUAGAUGAAGGACAGCCAUGCGAGCAAGCAGGGUUUCGAAAAGGAUUCAGCACGACUGACCACAUUCACACUGUUUCGAAACUCAUCGAGGUAUCAGGAGAGUACAAGAUGCCGCUCUAUCUCACCUUCAUCGACUUAAAGAAGGCCUUCGACUCGGUUGAGACGGAAGCGGUCGUGGAAGCCUUGGACAACCAGGGCGUCCCUCCUCAGUACAUAAUGGUACUCCGAGAGUUGUACAGUAACUUCACGACCGGAAUUUCGCCAUUCUACAAGAACAUCAUCAUUGACGUGAAGAGGGGGGUCCGACAGGGUGAUACAAUUUCACCCAAAAUAUUCACAGCCACCCUCGAGAACGCAAUGCGAAAGUUGGAAUGGGACGACAUGGGAGUGAAGGUUGAUGGUCGGCAGCUACACCAUUUGCGCUUUGCUGAUGACAUCGUACUGGUAACACCUAGCAUCAGCCAAGCGGAACGAAUGCUGACCGAAUUCGACGAAACAUGUGGAUGCAUCGGUCUUCAGCUGAAUCUACAAAAGACGAUGUUCAUGCGGAACGGAUGGGUCUCGGAUGCCCCAUUCACGCUCAACGGAACGAACAUAUCCGAAUGCACCAGCUACGUUUAUCUGGGUCGGGAAUUGAACAUGAUGAACGACCUGACCCCCGAACUGGGCAGGAGGAGAGGAGCAUUUUGGGGAGCAUAUAAGAGCAUCGAGGAUGUAGUGAAGAAGACCAGGAACACCCGACUCCGUGCUCACCUCUUUAACACCACCGUACUUACUGCUUUGACCUAUGCUUCAGAAACCUGGGCAUUUCGCAAGCAGGAAGAAAACGCGGUGAGCGUCAUUGAACGCACAAUUGAGAGAGUGAUGCUAGGAGUAUCCCGUUUCACGCAAGUGAGGGACGGGAUUCGAAGUUCUCUCCUACGUCAGCCAUCGAAGAUUAGAGACGCCGCCGCGUUUGCCAAGGAAAGUAAAAUAAGGUGGGCCGGACACGUGAUGCGCUUUGAUGACAACCGUUGGACCAGAGCCGUAAGCGACUGGGUUCCUCGCGAUAUGAAGCGCACUACAGGAAGACCCGAUGGUCAGAUUUCUUCACGAAGUCCUUGA